Messenger RNA from Chara braunii, 1318 nucleotides. The record is from the annotation of a GenBank genome assembly. Lineage: Eukaryota; Viridiplantae; Streptophyta; Charophyceae; Charales; Characeae.
CGCAUAUUAAGAAAAUUUCACAAAUUACUACAACGAUGUAACAAUUACGCGAAGGACUUUAUGGCGGUUGUCGACCUUCCGCCGGAGGUGUUGAACGGGAGGAAGUUGGUCAUAAAUCCGGAUGCCAUGUCUGAUGAGAAAUAUGCAAGGUAUUAUAACCGUCCUAUGGGUUUACAUGAGGUGUGUGUUCUGAUGGCCGAUGAACUCCUUCCUCGUGAGCUCGAGAUUCGUUUGCGUGCUCCUCUUCCUGGUGAGCGGCAGACGGUUGUGGUUCCAGAAUGUUCUCGAGUGCACGACUGCUUAAGGUACCUCGAAGACGACGCUGGAGCUAUGGCGCCACAGAGGCACUCGGAAGUUGGGGGGGGGGCACCAGGCAGUGGAGGGGACGGGGGCGACAGUGCGGGGGUUGGCAAAGGAGUCCCGCCUAGUGGAGAGGGCGGGCCUCGCGAUGACACCACGACAACGGAAGGCAGCGGUGGGGUGGAGAAGGUGGUCGUCGAUCGGCAUCCGUCUACUGGCCCCAGUCCAAAGCAUGCGAUGAAGUCCGCCGACCUCCCGACUUCGUCCACCAGCUCAUCGAGGGAGAUGAUGGUAGACUUGGUUGCUCUUGGUAGCCGCUCAGGCGGAGAGUCCAAGUCCGUCGGGAUCCAAACUACAUGGCCUGAGGUGCCGCGACAGGAGUCGGUCGUGCGGAGCGAGAUGGGGGUGGGGGUGUCGAGCCAAGAUGGCACAUUUGACAGUGGUGCUGUGAGGGAGCGGAAUGUGUCGCCUGAGGGGGAGCGGCGACUGCAAGGGUUGAAGCGAGAGGGUGCAAGUGGAGCGCCCGACGACAUGGAGAUGACGAAGUCCGCCGAGAUCCGAAGUUCUUCACGUGGGGAGGCUUGCCUAGGGAUUUCCGUACCGGCAGGAGGGGCAACAUGCGUGGAGACAAAAGGGCGGUCGUCUGGAUUCGACACGGGUUCGGGAGAAGGGGCUGAAUUGCAUGGAAGGGGCGGAGAGGAGGAAGGAGAGGAAGGGGAGGAAGGGGAGGAAGGGGAAGAAGGGGAGGAAGGGGAAGAAGGGGAGGAAGGAGAGGAAGGAGAGGAAGGGGGAGAAAAGGAGUCUAUUAAAUUGCUUGAAGGAAACGAGGGUGACAAAGGGAACAUGGAUAUUAAAGAUCAUGAAGAGGAGGACAGUGAGGAUGAUGCCGCCUCUGAAGAGUCGUUUGACGAGUUCAGGCAACUGUACGGAGAGCACCGCGGGGAUGAUGUCGACGACGAUGCAACGCCAAUUGAGAUGGAGUCAUAGGUAGUCAGCAGCCGUUCAGCAAAACGUGAAG